UAGGUGCAAUUUCAAGAUUAUUUCGAAUCAUGUGGACUGCUUUCUGUGUGCUAAUUUUUUCUUAUCUUGUGAAUGCUUUUUCACAGGAUGAUUUUGAAUUCUUGGUAGCCGAUAAAGUGCAUCCUAUUGUUCCAGAUAUAGUAAAAUUCUCACCGGAAGAUAUAAGUAGUCUUGAAAAAUCUAAUCAGGAUCCCGAAGUUCGUCCAGGAUUGUUUGAAGGUGAUAUAGCAAUGUCCAACGAACACUAUAAUUACUGGAGAGUAGGAUUGCGGUGGGAUAUUUUUCCCGAAAAAUUGUGGGAAAAAAGAACUGUUCCUUAUGUGAUUAGUCCACUUUACAAACCUGCCGAUUAUGUGACUAUAUAUAAAGCUUUAACGUAUUUAAAUUAUAUGACGUGUGUCAAGUUUAUUCCAUGGAACGGAAAGACAAAGGACCUAAUAGUUAUAUGGCCUAUAAAGUAUCCAGAAGGAUGUUGGUCUUUUGUUGGCAAGUUUGGAGGAUUGCAAAUUUUAUCUUUGCAACCUCCUGAUGACAACGGUCCGAACUGUUUAGGAAGUGAAGGAAAAGCUAUUCACGAAUUAAUGCAUGCGUUAGGAAUUUUUCACGAGCAAAGUAGAGCAGAUAGAGACAAGUUUGUGAAAGUCAAUCUUGAAAAUGUCAUUCCAAAGUUCAGAAUCAACUUUGCUAAGCAUAGCUCAGAAAAUACCACUUACAAUUACGAAUACGAUUACCAGAGCAUUAUGCACUAUGGGCCUAAUUACUUUAGUAUUGGCAAGGAUAAACCUACUCUGGAACCCCUAAUACCGGGUGUUAAGUUGAAAGCCCAGCGAAAAGCAAUGACGAAAACGGAUUGUCUGAAAGUCAAUGAUUUAUACGGAUGUCUUUCCAAGCCAAAAUUGGCAAGAAGAUAUAAUCUUAUUUGUCAAACUUUAGGAAUAUGAAUCGCAAAUCUGAAAAAUAUACAACUGUUUAUAAAAAAAA
Molecule: messenger RNA, 981 nt
Organism: Belonocnema kinseyi
Lineage: Eukaryota; Metazoa; Arthropoda; Insecta; Hymenoptera; Cynipidae
Product: high choriolytic enzyme 1
Exons: 6
Coding region: 30-941 (303 amino acids)
Biological process (GO): proteolysis
Molecular function (GO): metalloendopeptidase activity; zinc ion binding
Source: RefSeq, a predicted model, not a curated record